This is a messenger RNA of Papaver somniferum (opium poppy), 4493 nucleotides long. RefSeq names its product cellulose synthase A catalytic subunit 8 [UDP-forming]-like. Gene Ontology annotation, molecular function: protein binding; cellulose synthase (UDP-forming) activity. Gene Ontology annotation, biological process: plant-type primary cell wall biogenesis; cellulose biosynthetic process. Gene Ontology annotation, cellular component: trans-Golgi network; plasma membrane. Lineage: Eukaryota; Viridiplantae; Streptophyta; Magnoliopsida; Ranunculales; Papaveraceae. Bases 45 to 4175 code for a protein of 1376 amino acids. The transcript is spliced from 24 exons. The record is from RefSeq and is a predicted model, not a curated record.
UUUCCACAUAAGGGUCUGCCAAAGCCAUUUACGCUCUGGUUUAAAUGGAAAAAGCAGUCGAAGGAGAAGAACGAGAAGCAACUACAAAAAUGCAGAAGCCGAGAAGAUUGAAAGGUCACAAAGGCACUGUUACCUGCUGUAUCGCUUCUCGCGAUAGACCUGGAAUCAUAGCUACUUCAGGAGAGGAUGGUCGCAUUUGCUGGUUUGACAUGCGUUGUAAAGAUGUUGUACUUACCAUGGAUCUCGACAACAAACCCAUCUCAUCUAUAUGUUUUAAGCCUGGAAAUGAAGAUGUUGUCUACGCUUCCUCAGGAGCAGAAGUAAUGUUCUUUGACGUGCAUAUGGCAUCUUCCUGGAAGCAAUUGGGAAGCUACAGCUAUAACAAAGAGGAGAUAAACCAGAUUACUUGCAGCUCGAAAUCAUCUUUUAUUGCCGCUGCAGAUGAUAGUGGUGACAUAAAGAUAAUUGAUGUAAGGCAGCAGUGCCUGUAUAAAACUUUACGAGCUGGUCAUACAAGUAUUUGUAGCAGUGUGCAGUUUCUUCCUUGGAGACCUUGGGAAGUUAUAACUGGUGGUCUUGAUGCUAAGCUCAUGAUGUGGGACUUCUCUAAAGGGAGGCAGUGCAAAAUUGUGGAUUUUGCUCGCCCUGACGCUGGCAGUCAAAGUAAUGCAGGACAAUGUUUGAAUCCUGCUUUUGUUCAUGCAUUGGUGAUUCCCGAGGUUGAUAUGUUGGACAAUUCAGGGAAAAUCUGUGUUGUGGCUAGGGGUGAUGGUGUUGUUGAUGUGAUUGAUAUUGAAUCAGAGCUAGCUGCUGCUAACUCCAAAAGUUCCACAAAGUCCAGCAAGGGAUCACAAUCAAGAUGUGGAGGCAGUAAGCAGCCUACUACAACUGCUGAGGCCUUAGAUCAACACAUAGGAGAGAGGUUCUCGUUAGACUAUACUUUGGGAGGGCACACUGCAGCUGUUUCCUGUGUGUCAUUUUCACUGUUUGGGGAGAGAGGGAAGUUCAUAAUAUCAGGUGGGAAUGAUUCAUCUGUGAAGGUUUGGGAUUGGUCUAAACAUCUUGAUGCUGGGGAGAGCAGCAGUAGCACCAGCAAUGAUAUCUUGCGUCUAAACAUUCCCUUGAGCAAAAAGGUAAAUUGGCUGUGUACCACUCCAACUGAUUCAGAAAACAUUAUCGUGUGCGACACAUCCAAGGUGGUAAAGGUUUAUUCUGAAUUAAGAAUGAUGCAAUCAGGGAUUCCUCUUUGUAAUUCCUGUGGUGAAUCAGUUGGAUUAGGUCCUAAUGAUGAAGCUUUUAUUGCUUGUCAUGAAUGCAAUUAUCCUAUGUGUGAGAAUUGUGUUCAUUAUGAGAUUAAGGAAGGGCGAAAAGUUUGUCUACGAUGUGGGAUUCCUUAUGCUGCUGCUUCUAGCUUGGUGAACCCAACAGCAGAUAAUGUUGAAAAGGAUGAUGUAUCUGUUAAUCAUACAACAAUGGCACAUCAUAUUGAAAGCUAUCAGGAUGUUGGAGUUCAUGCUAGAAGUAUAAGUAAUUUCUCUGCACUUGAAAGUGAGUCAAAUGCCGAAUCCGGGAACCCAAUAUGGAAGAACAGGGUGGAAAGUUGGAAGGAGAAAAAGAAUAAGAAGAAGGUUAUCUCUAAGCGCGAACAAGAACCUCAAAUUCCAGUAGAACAGCAAAUGGAAGAAAAACAGCCAAUGGAAAAUGUACAAAUACUUUCCAAAACAAUUCCUAUUCCUUCCAACAAGAUCACUCCAUACAGGAUUGUGAUUAUAGCGAGAUUGAUAAUUUUGGGGCUUUUCUUCCAUUAUAGAGUGACAAACCCCGUUGAUAGUGCAUUUGGUCUCUGGCUUACUUCUAUCAUUUGUGAGAUCUGGUUUGCUGUUUCAUGGGUGCUGGAUCAAUUCCCUAAGUGGUCUCCUGUCAACAGAGUGACAUAUACCGACAGACUGUCUGCAAGGUUUGAAAAGGAGGGCGAGCCUUGUCAGUUGGCUCCUGUAGACUUUUUCGUCAGUACAGUUGAUCCACUAAAGGAACCGCCGUUGAUUACUGCAAAUACAGUGCUCUCAAUCCUUGCUGUGGACUAUCCUGUUGAGAAAGUCUCCUGUUAUGUGUCUGAUGAUGGGUCUGCUAUGCUUACCUUUGAAUCUCUUGUUGAGACGGCAGAAUUUGCUAGGAAGUGGGUUCCAUUCUGUAAAAAAUAUGCAAUUGAGCCACGUGCUCCUGAAUUCUAUUUCUCUCAAAAGAUCGACUACUUGAAGGAUAAAGUACAACCAUCUUUUGUGAAGGAACGUAGAGCAAUGAAAAGAGAUUAUGAAGAAUACAAAGUAAGAGUUAAUGCUUUAGUAGCAAAAGCUCAGAAAACACCAGAUGAGGGUUGGACAAUGCAAGAUGGUACAUCUUGGCCAGGAAACAAUCCUCGUGACCACCCUGGCAUGAUUCAGGUUUUUCUUGGACAUAGUGGUGCACAUGACAUAGAUGGAAAUGAACUUCCACGGCUCGUAUAUGUUUCCAGAGAGAAAAGGCCUGGCUACACACACCACAAGAAGGCCGGUGCCAUGAAUGCACUGGUUAGAGUGUCUGCAGUCCUCACCAAUGCUCCCUACAUUCUUAACCUUGAUUGUGAUCAUUAUGUCAACAAUAGCGAGGCAGUUCGUGAGGGCAUGUGUUUCAUGAUGGAUCCACAAGUUGGUAAAAACGUCUGCUAUAUUCAGUUUCCUCAGAGAUUUGAUGGUAUUGAUCGAAGUGAUAGAUACGCCAACAGAAAUGUCGUUUUCUUUGAUGUUAACAUGAGAGGAUUAGAUGGUAUUCAAGGACCAGUUUAUGUUGGAACUGGUACUAUGUUCAAUAGGCAAGCACUUUAUGGAUAUGGCCCUCCAUCUUUACCUAGCCUUCCCAAGUCUUCUUCAUCUUGCUCAUGGUGUUGUUGCUUCUCUUGUUGCUGCCGUUCCAAAAAACCUUCUAAGGAUGCCUCAGAGAUGUAUCGUGAUUCUAAACGGGAAGAUCUUGAUGCUGCCAUUUUUAAUCUCAGAGAAAUAGAAAACUAUGAUGAGCAUGAUAGGUCUCUACUGAUUUCUCAGAUGAGCUUCGAGAAGACUUUUGGCUUAUCUACAGUAUUCAUUGAAUCUACUAUGAUGGAGUAUGGAGGAGUAGCAGAUUCUGCCAACCCAUCAACUCUGAUCAAGGAGGCAAUUCAUGUCAUUAGCUGUGGAUAUGAAGAGAAAACUGAAUGGGGGAAGGAGAUUGGUUGGAUAUAUGGGUCUGUGACGGAAGAUAUCUUGACGGGUUUCAAAAUGCAUUGUCGAGGGUGGAGAUCAAUUUACUGCAUGCCCGUGAGACCUGCUUUCAAAGGUUCAGCUCCCAUCAAUUUGUCUGACCGGUUGCACCAAGUCCUUAGAUGGGCACUUGGAUCCGUGGAAAUUUUCCUCAGCAGACAUUGUCCCCUCUGGUACGGAUGGGGAGGUGGCCGCCUAAAAUUACUGCAAAGACUAGCAUAUAUAAACACAAUUCUGUACCCAUUUACUUCCCUUCCUCUGAUUGCUUACUGCUCACUGCCUGCUAUCUGCCUUCUCACUGGAAAAUUUAUCAUACCAACGCUCUCAAACAUCGCAAGCAUUUGGUUUCUUGGUCUCUUCACCUCCAUCAUCUUAACAAGUGUGCUCGAGCUGAGGUGGAGCGGUGUGAGCAUUGAAGACUUGUGGCGUAAUGAGCAGUUUUGGGUUAUUGGAGGCGUUUCAGCUCAUCUAUUUGCCGUAUUCCAAGGGUUCUUAAAGAUGUUGGCUGGUGUGGACACCAACUUCACUGUGACGGCAAAAGCUGGUGAUGAUGCAGAUUUUGGUGAACUAUACAUGUUCAAAUGGACAACUCUUCUAAUCCCUCCUACAACCCUUCUCGUUGUAAACUUAGUGGGUGUAGUUGCCGGGUUCUCCAAUGCACUCAAUAGCGGUUACGAAGCAUGGGGUCCACUUUUUGGCAAAGUCUUCUUUGCCUUUUGGGUGAUUCUUCAUCUUUACCCAUUCCUCAAGGGUCUUAUGGGGCGUCAAAACCGAACUCCAACAAUUGUAGUUCUUUGGUCGGUCCUUUUGGCCUCUGUCUUUUCGCUUGUUUGGGUGAAGAUUGAUCCCUUCUUAAGCAAAGCCACAACAAUCACCAACAAUUGCAUUUCUAUCGAUUGCUAAAGAAAACUCAUCCAUAUAAGUUGCUGUGUUUUUCUCUAUCAAAUUUGAAUUGCAAAACUAGUUGGGACUUCGAUGCUGAUUUUUGGGGCUUGCAGGGUAUUACUAAGUUCAACAUCUAGCAAAAACCAGUUCCUACCUGGCUUUGUUUGGAGUUUCAGAAUUCUUUUAGUAAAUUAGUAUCAAUGUUUGCAAGAUCUUGUAGAUUCAAUGACUGCACGCUGAGUGUUCUGACACAAACAGGAUAAUUCAGGAAAGUUUAUAUUGUUAAUUUUGUUUUAUUUUUGAGAAGAUUCGGUUCCUUUUAUUUUUCAUGAAAAA